Messenger RNA from Arachis ipaensis, 601 nucleotides. The record is from RefSeq and is a predicted model, not a curated record. NCBI's taxonomy places the organism in Eukaryota, Viridiplantae, Streptophyta, Magnoliopsida, Fabales, Fabaceae.
AAGAAAUUACUCCGGUACUUCUCGGUCAUGACACUGCGAAAUUGAGUCCUCAUUCGAUAGCUUUUACGUUUUUAUGGGACGCGUCAUUUGCUUCGUCCGUACAAUUGUUAAUAUCAGCGGAAACUUCUUUGGCAAUGCACUUCCCGUUUCUCACAAAUUCCUCUCUAAAUAUUUUUCAAUUUUAAAUUAUCUGUGGGACCUUAGGCCUAUCUUUUACAGAGUUAUAUAUGGUUUCUCUUGUUUCUCUAACCACAUCAUAAAAUUUCCUAAAUAGUUCUAGUCGAGUUCCACCAAAAAAAUCUCUUAACCUAAUGCAGUAAUUCCAAAAUAUAGUAGAAGAAUAGAAAUUUUUGCAUCUUGUUGCUUCAUUUUUCAAUUAGCUAUGGUGGAUGGAAGUCUGUUUAGUGGUGGCGCAGUUGGUGCUGGAAUGCAGGAAGUGCUAAGACUGGCCAUAGAAAUGGUGGAGAAAGGUAAGAAUUUCAAAUCGGUGUUGAAGACGAAGAAGGAGACCUUAGAUGCGUUGACUCCUCUGGUAGAAGAAAUGAAACAAUACGCGAGAGAGUUGGAUGGCGCUACUGAUACAGUAGCAAGUUUGGAGAAG